Messenger RNA from Glycine soja, 1031 nucleotides. RefSeq names its product heat shock 22 kDa protein, mitochondrial-like. NCBI's taxonomy places the organism in Eukaryota, Viridiplantae, Streptophyta, Magnoliopsida, Fabales, Fabaceae. The transcript is spliced from 2 exons. The record is from RefSeq and is a predicted model, not a curated record. Bases 147 to 785 code for a protein of 212 amino acids.
UUUUUCUAGGGUCUUCUAGCUCCUCUCAAGUCCCAACCAUUCCCCUUAUAUCACCCACUCUCACUCCCCAUUUCCCUGCACAAAGAUUUUUUCCCUGCUUGCUCAUCAAGUCCAAGAACCAACCUACCUUUUGCAAUCUCAAUUCAAUGGCGUCCUCUCUCAUUGCGAAGCGCUUCCUCUCCUCUUCCCUCCUCUCCAGGUCCCUCCUUCGCCCCGCCGCUUCCGCUUCCCACCGCUCUUUCAACACCAACGCCAUGCGCCAGUAUGACAACCGCGCCGACGACCACAGCACCGACAUCGAUCGUCACUCCGAACGCUCUUUCCCUAGCACUGCGCGCCGCGACGAUAUCUUCUCAGGUAAUGUGUUGGAUCCAUUUUUUCCGACUCGGAGUUUGAGCCAGGUUCUGAACAUGAUGGACCAGGUCAUGGACAAUCCGUUCCUCUCCGCGUCGCGCGGGAUCGGAGCUGGCUCUGGAGUGCGUCGCGGAUGGGACGCGAGGGAGACAGAGGAUGCUCUGCAUUUGCGCGUGGACAUGCCUGGGCUCGGCAAGGAAGACGUGAAGAUCUCCGUGGAGCAGAACACUCUCAUUAUCAAAGGUGAAGGUGCUAAAGAAGGCGAUGAAGAAGAGAGCGCUCGUCGCUACACUAGCAGGAUUGACUUGCCGGACAAGCUCUACAAGAUUGACCAGAUCAGAGCUGAGAUGAAGAACGGUGUGCUCAAGGUCGUUGUGCCGAAAAUGAAGGAGGAAGAGAGGAAAGACGUGAUCAGUGUUAAGGUUGAGUAGAACAACCCAAGCUGAUUUGGCCAUUUUGCAUCGACACUACUCUUUAGUUUUCUUUUAUUAGGUGGUGAUGAAUCUAGUUAGUAGAUAUAACAGCUUAAUAGUAUUGUUGCUGUGUUUGGUUUUGAAACUUCAAACGUAUCUGUAAUAAUUGUUAUAUAGAGUUGUGAAUGAGCUUGUUGUUUAGAAGUCUACUGCAGUCUGAAUUUGACUUGUCAAUGAAAUUCGUGUCAUUUUAAAUUCGUAAAA